Magnolia sinica is the source of this 2012-nucleotide messenger RNA. RefSeq names its product cytochrome P450 86B1-like. Gene Ontology annotation, molecular function: monooxygenase activity; iron ion binding; oxidoreductase activity, acting on paired donors, with incorporation or reduction of molecular oxygen. The transcript has 2 exons. The coding region runs from base 163 to 1797 and encodes 544 amino acids. The record is from RefSeq and is a predicted model, not a curated record. NCBI's taxonomy places the organism in Eukaryota, Viridiplantae, Streptophyta, Magnoliopsida, Magnoliales, Magnoliaceae.
AAAUUUUUCUGGUACCAGAAUCCCCCCACUUUCAGCUCACCAAAUCAAAACAACUACAAAAGCCAAGCACGCUGAGAAACGCAACACCCCUAUAACAAACGAACACCAACAACAGCCACAGAACCAUGCACUAUUCCCCACCAACACCACAAUCACCCCACCAUGAUCUCCGGCAACCAGACGGCCAAUUCCUCCGCCCAAGCUGUCGGGAACAUCGUUCCCAACCGACUCUUGCCGGAUAUCCGAAUCCUCGAGCUCUUCAUUGCCUUCAUCAUCUUCAUCGUGAUCCAUUCCCUCAGGCAACAAAAACGAUGGGGUCUACCCGUGUGGCCGCUCAUGGGCAUGUUACCGUCAUUAAUCGCCGCCUUACAGACCGACAUGUAUGAAUGGAUUUCCGACGUUCUAUUCCGCCAGAACGGGACGUUCAUGUUCAAGGGUCCAUGGUUCAGUAACCUCAACUGUAUCGUGACGGCGGACCCGCGCAACCUCGAACACCUACUAAAGACCAAAUUCACCAGUUUCCCGAAAGGCGAGUACUUCCGCAACACCGUCCGGGACCUCCUUGGAGACGGUAUCUUCAAUGCCGACGACGAGACGUGGCGCCGUCAAAGGAAAACGGCAAGUAUUGAGUUCCACUCAGCUGAAUUCCGCAAACUGACAGCUGAGUCACUGGUCGAACUCGUUCACUCACGCCUGUUGCCUGUCUUAGAGGAUUCCAUCAAACAGCAGGUACCCAUCAAUCUACAAGACGUGCUACUAAGGCUAACAUUCGAUAACGUGUGUAUGAUAGCAUUUGGUGCCGACCCGGGCUGUUUGAGCCCAGGCUUGCCAGAAAUACCAUUUGCUCGGGCUUUCGAGGAUGCGACGGAGUCGACGAUCAUACGUUUCAUCACCCCAACAAUUGUAUGGAGAGCCAUGCGGUUUCUCGACGUGGGGCCGGAGAAGAAGCUUAGGAGAUCAAUUCAGGGAGUGGACGAGUUCGCUAACGAUGUUAUACGGGCGAGGAAGGAGGAGCUGUCUUUAGACUCUCCCAACAAGGUGACUAAAUCCGACCUCUUGACGAUCUUUAUCAAAUCGAAAGACGACGAUGGGAAUCCUUACUCAGAUAAGUUCUUGAGGGACAUCUGUGUGAAUUUCAUACUCGCUGGGAGGGACACUUCGUCGGUGGCUUUGGCUUGGUUUCUUUGGUUGCUAGAUCAGAAUCCGGUGGUUGAAGAACGGAUACUGGCUGAGGUUCGCCGCAUAGUCGGUGAGAGGAAGAAUACCGACAAAGAUGAGGAGAAUGCUCCGGUUGUUUUCACGCCGGAGGAGGUGAAGAGAAUGGAGUAUUUGCAAGCAGCUUUGUCUGAAUCCCUGAGGCUGUAUCCUUCGGUUCCGGUGGACCACAAAGAGGUUGUUGAAGACGAAGUCUUUCCCGAUGGAACCAUAUUAAAGAAAGGAACAAAGGUUAUCUAUGCCAUCUACACAAUGGGGAGAAUGGAAAGCAUAUGGGGCAAAGAUUGCAGAGAGUUUAAGCCAGAGAGAUGGCUUAGAGAUGGAAGAUUCAUGAGCGAAUCGGCAUACAAAUUUACUGCAUUCAAUGGGGGUCCAAGGCUAUGCUUAGGGAAGGAUUUCGCUUAUUAUCAAAUGAAAUUCGUUGCCGCCUCCAUCAUCUACCGCUACCGCGUGAAGGUUGUGGAGAACUUUCCCGUCGAACCGAAGCUAGCAAUGACCAUGUACAUGAAGCACGGUUUGAAGGUUCUGCUCAGCAAGCGAGAUGAUUCAGAGAUUUGGAAUUAUCAGCAAACCGGGUUCUGAGUUCCACAGAAGAUCGACAUGUGUGUGAUUUUCUUCUUCUUCUUCUUUUUUUUUUUUUCUAGAUUUUUAAAACUUUAGAUAAUAUGACUAUAAGUUGGGUUUGUUACAUAAUAACUUAAAAGUCAUGAAAUCAUGUUUGGUUACAGCUUAUCCUUUUGUCAUUCUCUUCAAGGAAGAAAAAAAUAAUAAUAAGAAAUAAUAUAAGUUAGUUUUCA